CUAGCUUCCACCGCCACCAUCCCCAUCCCUCUGCUUUAUAAACAGACCAUCGUGCACCUCUGAACUUCCCCCUUUCCCCUUCUUCCCUCCCAAUUUCUCAGUUGUUAUUACCUGCUUUCAAUUUUGAUGGGGUUCUGUGUUGAGGAUUCAAUCUCAGGCUUGACAUUAGGCCAAGCAAUAUAUGAGGCUGCUCUAAUAAUUGCGGUUCUGAGAUGGGUGUUUUGCUGGGUUUCCAAGGUCAUCAAUGAUCGGAGGAGCCAGGCCUCGUCAGAAAACUCUUCAUCGUCAUCAUGGGUGUGCUGCCAGAUGAUAAGAGACAGUACUCUAACACUUAGGACCUUUGGCGAAAUGGUGGAGAGAGUGCCGGAAACACAGGAUACGUGUGCUGUGUGCUUGAACCAGCUGACAAUGGAGGAUGAGGUUCGAGAGCUCAUGAAUUGUGACCAUGUCUUUCACAGAGAGUGCAUAGACAGAUGGUUGGAUCAUGAUCACGACAAUCACAACCCCACCUGCCCACUCUGCAGAGCUCCUCUGCUUACUUCCUAUUCUUCAUCUGAUUCUGAAAGCUCCAGCUGUAUGCCACCCUCUCACCCUAGCUGGGCUGUGGAGAGGCUUCUCUAUCUCUUUGGGGACGAUCUGCCCCUUUGCUAAUAGCUGUAUUGCCCCCUCAUGGAUUUGUGCAGAAACAGUUAUAGGGCAUUCCUUAUUUCUACAUUUUUCAUCUUUGUGAAUGAGAUAGGUAGAUGCCAGGGCGGGUUUUUUGUAUAGACAUAUCUUCUAAAUUUUGACGACAUCUAGGCUAUGCAUUCUUUGAAUCUCUAUAAUUAUUUACAGGGCUCUCUGUAUUACUGGAAGGAAAACAAGCAUCCUUGUUGUAAUUUCUCUAAUUAUCCACUAUCUGUUUUAGAGCGAUUCAAGCUAUGCCCAAAUUCCAAUUGCUUUUUACCUUCUGCACAAGAGUUCUAUUUGAUGGGAAGGUAAAGGUGGUAAUCUUCCCAUCCGCUGAGCAAAAUUUAGUUGACAGCCUCCCAAAAUGAUCAGUGUGUAUUUUCUGUUACUUGAAUGUAAGAAAAAUCAAGAUGCGUUAUGGCUUU
This is a messenger RNA of Neltuma alba, 1094 nucleotides long. Its product is annotated as RING-H2 finger protein ATL64. The transcript has a single exon. NCBI's taxonomy places the organism in Eukaryota, Viridiplantae, Streptophyta, Magnoliopsida, Fabales, Fabaceae. The record is from RefSeq and is a predicted model, not a curated record. Bases 127 to 651 code for a protein of 174 amino acids. Gene Ontology annotation, molecular function: ubiquitin protein ligase activity. Gene Ontology annotation, biological process: protein ubiquitination.